Molecule: messenger RNA, 2856 nt
Organism: Alligator sinensis (Chinese alligator)
Lineage: Eukaryota; Metazoa; Chordata; Crocodylia; Alligatoridae
Product: calpain-13-like
Exons: 23
Coding region: 1-2856 (951 amino acids)
Biological process (GO): proteolysis
Cellular component (GO): cytoplasm
Molecular function (GO): calcium-dependent cysteine-type endopeptidase activity; calcium ion binding
Source: RefSeq, a predicted model, not a curated record
AUGAGGAUGUUGUCACCUUCGCUGCCUGCAACCUUGAUUAAGAACAUGAUGCUAGCCCCUGGCCCACAGCGCAAGCUAGUGGGCACCUGGCAGACAAGGGAGAGGCCUGGGAGCCCACAGAACCUCAAGAAAUUAAACAACCAGGACUUCAACCACCUGAGAAGCUACUACCUGAGCAAAGGGCAGCUAUUUGAAGAUGGCACCUUUCCAGCACAUGCCAGUUCCAUUGGCCCCCAACUGCUCCCUGAAGACACACUGCAUCGUAUAACGUGGAGGAGACCAAUUGAGAUACAACACAAUCCCCGUUUAAUCAUGGAGGGUGUUAGCAGAUUUGAUAUUGUUCAAGGAGAAAAGAUAGGUGACUGCUGGGUUCUGGCUGCCCUGGGGUCUUUGACAUUGCAGAAGCACUUUCUGGAAAAUGUUCUCCCAAAGGAUCAAGAAUUCCAAAACAACUAUGCUGGGAUUUUCCACUUCCGGUUCUGGCAUUUUGGAGACUGGGUGGAUGUGGUGAUAGAUGACAAGCUGCCUUUCCUUAAUGACGAAUACCUGUUUGUCCACCCUCGGACGAGAAAUGAAUUCUGGCCCUCCCUCCUAGAAAAAGCAUAUGCCAAGUUACGAGGCUCCUAUCAGAACUUGCACUGGGGUUACAUUUCAGAAGCUUUAGUGGACUUCACAGGGGGAGUCCAACUGCACCUUGAUUUGCCUGCCUCCAUUCCUAAGCUGGAGGAGGUACUGAAAGCAGCUGACAAAUCAUGUUGCCUGAUGGGCUGUACCACACCUGGAAAGCAGUCACUUGGAAACACAGAAUGGAAGAAUGGACUUGUGAAAGGCCAUGCCUACACUGUGACAGGGGCCAGAGAGAUACCUUACAAGAAUGGCUCAGAACACAUAAUCAGACUGUGGAAUCCUUGGGGUCAUGGGGAAUGGAAAGGACCAUGGAGCGAUGGUUCUGCCGAAUGGAAUCGAGUUCCAACUGAACAAAGGAGAGCUCUCUGUGAAGAGAAGGACGAUGGGGAGUUUUGGAUGUCAUGUCAAGAUUUUAGAAACCAAUUUUCCAGCGUGUGUAUUUGCAAUAGUACACCAACAUUUCUGGACUUUGGGGAUCAGCAUAAUACAACAUGGUUCAUGGACACACAUGCAAGUCAGUGGAUUCGAGGACUCAGCGCAGGUGGAAGCAAGCCUCAGAAUGCAGAAGCAUUUUCAAGGAAUCCUCAGUACUUCAUCAAGGUGGUAGAUGCUGAUCAGAAAGAGAAUAACGUUGUGGUGUCACUGAUGCAAAAACCUCCCAACAAUGCACAAGAUACACCAAAACUGGACAUUGGCUUUUUCAUUUUCUGGGUUGAACCCCAGUUCCAGGACCAGCUGAAUGGAUUGCCGGCUGCAUUUUUCUCCCAAUAUAAAUUUACACCUUGGAAGAAAGGUUUCAUCACAGCCCGAGACAUCACCGGUUGCUUUACCUUGAGCCAAGGCACCUAUGUAAUUAUUCCAGUUACGUCAAAAGAAGGCCAGGAGUCUGAAUUCCUCCUAAGAAUCUUCCUGCGGAGUCAAGAUUACAGCAAAGACCCGAACACCAGGCUCAGCCUCAUAUCGCCAAAGGAUGUAUCCAAACAGAACCAAGACAACAACUAUGAAAACAUCUUUCUAAGAUAUGCUAAGCAGGGUUCAGAUAUCAAUGCCUCACAGCUGCAAAGAAUUCUUAAUGAAGUGCUCCUGAAAGAUCAAAUGGCCGGCCCAGAAGGACGAUUCAGCUUUGAUUCAUGCAGAGGCAUUUUAGCUCUGAUGGAUCUCAGUUCGAAUGGAAGACUCACCCUGCAAGAGUUCAAGAACCUUUGGAAAUGUCUUGCUAAGUAUAAGGACUUCUUCAAGAGAGAAGCUCGAAGCCUUUUGGGACUCCUUGAUGCUUCAGACUUGAGGAAUGCAGUGCAGGCAGUAGACGUCGCUGCUACUGAGCAGCUCCUCCACCUCAUGGCUCUGAGAUAUGGCAACUCCUCCCGGAAAAUCAACUUCCCUGAUUUUGUGUGUUGCAUGAUCCGGCUUGAAACAAUGGCAAUGGCUGAUUUUUAUCAUGUACUGCUAAGGCAGUGGCACACUACAGAACUGUUGCCCAAGGGCCAAUUGGCACAUCUACCUGAUGUUGCAAGGAGAACGUCAGAACAGGAUCACAACAGGACCACACUACAGUGCCGUGUCAAGGCUAAGAUGCUGUGGGCAAAAUUCCACAGGGAUAUUGACAGAGCACAGCAGCAGGACACCCCACUCCAUUACAUGGCUCAGUACAGGUACCUCCAGCUGCUAAUUGAGGUACUGAAUUGGCAUGAACACCGAGGGACAGAGACUUCCAAGGCAUCCUGUCCUGCAGACAGUUUGCCAACCAUGGCUGCCACUCGCAGGCAAUCCAGGGACUCCAGUGGAGAAGAAAGCAAAAAAGUCCCGGCCAUGCCACCAUCCAGUUCCUCCAAGGAGGGUAGACCAAGGACCUUGAUCUCCACACCUGCUCUGAUUCCAAGGAUACCCAGGCAACUAAGGCAGACUGCAUUCAAUGCUAGAACUGACAGGGUGGUGAAUGCCCUCAGGGAAUGUGAACAGUGGGUGCAAGAGCUGGUCAGACAGGUUAGUUGUGCUGUGGGAAGCAUCAUGGGAAUCCAACACAAAAGGAACUAUGCUAAGUCCAGGAGGCAUUCCGACACACAGCACGACUGGAAAGUACUGAUGGGCAUACUGCUAACCAUUCUAUGCCUGGUGGUCAUCAGACCCGGUCCUGCAGCAGCCUCUGCACCUGCCCAUGCCAGUGAGCAGCAACGGUGGGCAUGGAUCUGCACUCUGCAAUCCAACAGUUCUCUGUCAAGCUCAGAAUAA